CAGGGCGCAUGUUUCUUGAAUGUCAUCUGUCCGACUGAAUAAAAUCAAUGUUUGUGUUGCUAAAUAGAGAAUCAUUUAAAUUUAUCGUAACAAGGUCGUAAUUAGAGGAUGUACUGGUGAUUGUAAGAUGAGAAUAAUUUGCACCCCAACCAUAUUAUGUUUGAUAUCAUUUAGCAUCAAGUCCAAUUUCGCUAAGAGGGGACCCCAUCAUCCUAAAAGCGAAAUUGACAAAGGACGACGCAAAAUGGACGAACAUUUCGCACAUGAUGUCGAACACAUUCAGGAAGAUCUUCAGCACCAUGCUGACUCUGUGAUUCAGCAUAGGAACAUCAGUGAAAUGACGGAGGACGAGAAGAAUUUCUUUUACUUUAAGUUACAUGAUUCGGACAAUAAUGAUGUUCUUGAUGGACUUGAACUGUUACGGGCUGCUACACACCAUUCGGUACAUGUUGAGGACGAGGAACAGCAUAGUCACGACGACGGUGGAAAGAGUGACGAAGCGAAUGAAUUCGAGCAUAUUAUAGAAAUAAUCGACGACUUCAUUCAAUUCGCUGACUUCAACAAUGACGGCUACCUCAACUAUCCGGAAUACGCUCAAGCCAUAAAGCAGAACAUCGACAUGCCAAUAAAUAAUCACAUCGAUAAUGUUAACGCCAAAGAAUUCAAAUAAAUUCGAUAAAUCGCUUUUCAAUAAACAAAAA
Bradysia coprophila is the source of this 701-nucleotide messenger RNA. Its product is annotated as multiple coagulation factor deficiency protein 2 homolog. Gene Ontology annotation, molecular function: calcium ion binding. Lineage: Eukaryota; Metazoa; Arthropoda; Insecta; Diptera; Sciaridae. The record is from RefSeq and is a predicted model, not a curated record.